AUCUACAAAGGCCUGCUGUCUGUCUUCUAUAACUGUCUCCUCUCCUCCAGAUCUACCAGGGACCUACUGGCUGUCUUCUAUAACUGUCUCCUCUCCUCCAGAUCUAAGGGCCAUAUCUACCAGGGCCUACUGGCUGUCUUCUAUAACCUGGGAGACGGAGACUACAACCUGACACUGCCCUCAUAUCGCCUGGACAAUGGCGAGUGGCACGAGGUCUACCUGGAUCGCCACGACAACGAGCUGACCCUGCGUCUGGACGGGGGCGGGGGCAGACGGGAGGCCAGCGUGGCGCCAGGCCGGAGCCGAGAGAUCAUCACCGACCCCGCAGUGGUGAUGCUGGGAAACGCCUUCCCCUCAGGCUCCAACAAGAGCUUCCAGGGUUGCAUGCGGGACCUAAGGCUGAAUGGUCGAUACGUGCCUCUGGAUGGCCAGCCCAGAGACGGGGUCUCCGUGGUCAGCUCCCAGGGGCUCUCCAUCGGUUGCUCCUCCGACUCCUGCAAGAGGAACCAAUGUAGCCCCCCCUUCACCUGUGUUGACCUCUGGAGAGUCCAUGAGUGCAGGUGUCCCCCUGGCCACAUGGUGAAGGUGAACGGUACGGGGAAGUUCUGCCUCUACACCCUGUGUGCCAGUCGGCCAUGCCACCGGGGCACCUGCGUGGCACAGUCGCCCUCCAAGUUCACGUGCCACUGCCCCGAGGGCUACCGGGGGCGCCACUGCGAGGUGGCGCUGGCCAUCUACCGAGAUGACGUGGGCCUGAGCUUCAGCUCCCUGUUCGCUAUUUGCAUCUGCUUCAUGGCUCUGCUAGUGCUGCUGCUGGGCAUCUUCCUGUACACCCGCUGGCGCAGCUACAAGGGCCUAAAGGAGGGCGUUUACCACGUGUCAGCUCACAAUGACGGCUGGGAGGACAUCAGAGAGAACGUGCUCAACUACGAUGAGGAAGGAGGAGGAGAGGAGGACCAGAAUGCCUAUGAUAUGGCCGAGCUCCAGAAGUCUCUCCAGCCCAGUCCGGCCCAGUCUGUCCAGUACAGCCGCUCCAGAGCCAUCCACCAACAUCACCACCCCCACACCCAGCACCAACAUCCCCAGCCCCAGGACACUCUUAGCAGGCUGGGUGCCAGCACCGCCUCCUCCUCCUUCACCACAACCACCACCCUGCGGAGGGACGUGCCCCCCACCAGGACCCCCGCCCAGGGCCAGAGCAGGCCCCUCCUGCUGGCCAGAAAGAGCCUGUCCUUCUCCAGCCAGGACCUGGCCCGCUACCUGUGUGAGAUCAUCCGGGACGCUGACCAGGCCCCAGAGACGGCUCCCCUUCGACUCCCUGCAGGUGUUCUCCACGGAGGGGGGAGGCUCGCUGGCCGGGUCCCUCAGCUCCUUCAGCUCAGCCGGGUUGGAGGAGGACACGGCUAGGGGCCAAGACUCCCUGAAGGAUUGGGGCCCACGUUUCGAGGAACUCAAAGCCCUCUACGAGAAAACCGAGGCCAGCGACCUCUGAACGCUGAGAGAGACAGACCAAGCUACCGUAGUGCAGAGACCACCAAACAGCAGAAAACUACAGAGCUACAUGAAACUAAUUGGAAGCAUAGGAGGAGAGAGAGAAGUGCAGGAAGGAGAGAGAGACUGAUGGAGAGCUUGGCCUCUCUCUCUCUGGGAGUGACUUGUUCUCCACAGGGAUUUUCCUCUAAACGGGCCUAGAGCGAGGCUGAGGCUGGGACUGACGUUAACCUAACCGGGCCUAUAGCUGAGACUCACUGUUCACUGGAUAAUGGGAGCUGCCAAUCAAUGACAUGGACAGAUUAAUGAUGGCACUUACCGAGCAUGGCACACAGCCCUAUUGUAGUGACUUGCGGUUGACAAUGAUUCGGGUGAAAAUGUUAUUAUAUUUGUCAGUGAAAUGAAUUGCGAUGAUUGCCUGGCACCUCUUGGACCUUGAUAUACCGUAUUCCGUUCUCUACGUCUGUAAUACUUCAGUGUUUUAAAAACUGCUUAGACAUUUGACACAGGAAGAUUUUUCUGUGGCCUUCCAGUGGGCUAUCUUUCUAAAAUCACUUUGCUGGGUGUGCAGUCAACAGUUACCAGUUGUGCUCAUAAGUUAUACUUAAACUUCUCCUUACUUUAUUUGGUUUUCUAUUCACUCCACUCUCCCCUCCAUUCAUUGCUAUUCACCGGAGGGAGAGAGCUCAGAAAUCAAGCUGGAGAGUAGAAAAGAAAGAACGCACAUAGGAGCCGAGGAAAGGUCCUUUUCUGUUUCUCAGCUUUAACCUUCUUUCUCAGGAAUACCAAACAUUCUGAACGCCACCACUCCAGCUGAAGACCAUGCUAUGAAUACAAAUGACAAAUUCAUUGUGAAUGGCUGUCCAAGGUGAGAAAAGUACAGAGGGUCCCACCGAAGCCUCCUACAGAAUGAACAGUGGACACCCUCUGACCUUUGCUGUUGUUGCCAUGGUGUUGUGAUAGUAGAGGCAGCCAUAGUUUACUGUAUUCACUGAUAUAUGUCUGAAAGGGAAUGUUUACCAGUUGUGUUAAAGAGGUGGUGGGGACUUUCACAGUAAACAGUAUGAGCCCAGCAGUUUGAACGAUCGAAGGGAAAUGAUCCAGCUACAUGGGUAUUCACUAAACAGGGGGGUUCAGCUAUUUAUCUUCCCCAAAGCUGGUUGAUGCACUCCCCCACAAACAGUUCCCCUUCCAUCAUAUCAACCAGGACCAAUCUGCCCAAACUAAAAACCCUUCAGAAGCCAGCGUUCACUGCAUUUGUGUUGUUCACCUCUGCUUUGAGAGAGGAGUGCAGAGUGGAGGUGAAAUUAGCCAUAGAAUGCAGAAGGGAGGAAGAGUGGAAAGGAGGGAGGGUUUGGGCUCAUUCAAAGCACCUCUGGGACUCUGAGUUAAAUGUGCUUGUGUGAGGAGCUGUGAAGCUCCAUGGGGCGUAGACAAGGGGACGGGAAAGGGUUUUGGAAAUGGUUUGUUGCACAGCAAAUGGAAUAAAUAAAAAGUAAUGUAACCUCCCUCUGCGAUAGACUAAACGCCAACCUUGUAUUUCAUGUAUUUCGAGAUAGCAUCAGUACACCCUUCUCAUUAUUUUGAUUUAGUUUCUAUUUUUUCAGUGCAGAGAUGCUGCAUGUUGAGUGUGACGGCACAACAGUAAAGGGUAGGAGUGUGUUAAAACACAUCAGAGCACUAAUCCUAAUGGGAGUUGAUGGCAGCGCUGUCAUGCUGUAAACUAAAGGAUCAUGGGAGUUUUAAAAGUCGAUUGAGAAGUCGACAUUCUGAUUAUGGAUUUCAAACGUGCCAAUUUUCUGAAGGCAGCAACAACAUGAGUUUAAAAUAGGAUUGGGGAUGUGAGGGUAUGGAAUGCUGCCGCAAUGCAAUGCUUUUUUAUAGACAUCAAAAGCUCCUCGAGGGAUGGAGUUAUGAUUCAUCCUCCGAGCACGGUUGGCCAGGAACCUUAUAGAGGAGCUAGUAAAAUAAUAAUGAUUAAAAUGUGAAGAUUGUGUUUGGGAUUCACGGGAUUUCUCUCUGUGUUUGAGAGAAGAGAUUAUACUUUAAUUUGUAUCAUAAAUGGCUUCAACAUUGUCUAAUGGAUACAGACAUAUUGUGGCAUUUUAUGUUUUUACCUCAUUUGUAUAUAGAAAGAUAAAUGAAGUCAUUGCUUUUUUAAUGUGUCAAUGGAAGAACUAUGGAUCACGUACUGCUUCUUUAAGAAAAAGUGAACUUAUCUUUUUUAUCAUUAUCAUGACCAGCUUUGAAUAUAGAUAUAUUGGUGUUUUGUAUUUGCAUCAAUCUUUUUUUCUCAAUAAAGAUUCAUUUAUUUGAAUCAGUAAUUGUCCUGAUUGUUUGCAUACAGCAUGAUGUGAGUUUAUGGCAGGGUUCCCCAACUGGCGGCCAGCGGGCCAAAUUUUGGCCCGUGUGUGGUUUUAUUUUUGCACCCCAAGUAUUCUGAGCAAAAAAAUGAAUAAAGU
Molecule: messenger RNA, 3953 nt
Organism: Coregonus clupeaformis (lake whitefish)
Lineage: Eukaryota; Metazoa; Chordata; Actinopteri; Salmoniformes; Salmonidae
Product: putative neural-cadherin 2
Exons: 6
Biological process (GO): cell morphogenesis; cell-cell junction assembly; calcium-dependent cell-cell adhesion
Cellular component (GO): catenin complex; adherens junction
Molecular function (GO): calcium ion binding; cadherin binding
Source: RefSeq, a predicted model, not a curated record